AUGGCCGGGUCUAGCAAGAAAUCCGCAACCAAAGGUGAAUCAACUCCUGCUUUGAUUAAGGCCACCAAGUCUGUGAAAAAGUCCAAGAGGAAGCAGGAAGAUGAUUCAAAGAGGCCAAAGAAAGACGUAACGAUUGCUCCUCUCAAGAAGAAGAAAUCUGGGAGGAAGAAGAUCAUGAAGGAAAUCGUUGAUCGUCUUCAAAGGCUCGAAGCUAAGAUGGAUUUGCUGGCAACAAAGGCGGAUCUAGAGGCGAUUUUGAUCUCAGCCAAGGGUGAGAAAGUUCCUGCCAUAAAGCCUCCUGCUAAGGCUGCGUCUGACAGCGAGGACUCAUCAUACAUGGACACUUCUUCAGAUGAACAAGUUACUGUAUCCAAGAAUCCACAUGCAGCUGCUAAAAAGGUCUCUGUAAAGGCCAAAACAGAGAACAGUUCGUCUCAGGAUGAUUCAUCUUCUGAUGAGGAACCUGUAAAUAAUCCUGCUGCGUUUACCAAACCAGCUGCUAAACAUUCUCCAUCCUCAAUUGGUGACAAUCCUCAAACGAUCUCUGUUACAGGAUUUGACCCUUCGAUCCAUGUGGAUGAUGUCAACAUCAUAUUGAGUAGAUAUUUCAGUUCUUUUGGGGAGAUCACACGCGUAUUUGUUCCCGCAGACGGUGACACCGAUGCUUCCUUAGGAUAUGCUUACAUUGAUCUGAAACAAGGAGCAGACAAGGCGUUGAAAAUUGCCAGACAUGACGUGGGAGGAUGGAAUCUUGUAGUUGGUACGGCUGAACCAAUACAAAGUGGUAGUUGGCUUUUUAACGGCCGUUGUGGCUCUCGUGGCUUCUGUGGGUACUGUUGAGGUUAUGGUGGCGGAGGAAGAGACUGCUCCUGGAAGAGGACGCUCUAUGGUGUUUUUAACUUGUGAGACUAUGCAACAUUUUUUUUAUAUAAUUACUUCUAGUUAAGCUUUUGUCCGUAUUUUAAAAGUAGACUCACUCCUGAGUUUUUUUUUGGUGUUACUGUGUCCAAGAAGAACCGCAAUUUUUAGUUUCCUUUCAUUA
Messenger RNA from Capsella rubella, 1042 nucleotides. Its product is annotated as nucleolin 1. The record is from RefSeq and is a predicted model, not a curated record. The transcript has a single exon. Gene Ontology annotation, molecular function: RNA binding. Lineage: Eukaryota; Viridiplantae; Streptophyta; Magnoliopsida; Brassicales; Brassicaceae. The coding region runs from base 1 to 840 and encodes 279 amino acids.